This is a messenger RNA of Cuscuta campestris, 2387 nucleotides long. The record is from the annotation of a GenBank genome assembly. NCBI's taxonomy places the organism in Eukaryota, Viridiplantae, Streptophyta, Magnoliopsida, Solanales, Convolvulaceae.
AUGCAGCCGCUUAAGUUAUAAGAGAUCCGUCGCGUGGCCAGAGUUCGCCGUCUGAGACACAGAUGGAGGCGAAUACGUCUACGGCGGCGGCGACAUACAAUGACGGAGAACAGCAUAGGGGCGCCGGAGGGAAGUUCAAGAAGCCUCCGUCGAGGAAGCCACCUCCCAGUCCUUACGCCCGACCCCUGGCUGCGCCGGUGAACAAGGCCGGCAGCGGCGGAUGGUUAUCGAAACUCGUCGAUCCGGCCUAUCGUCUGAUAUCCGGCACCGCCACUAGAAUCAUCCCGUCAUUCCUCUCCAGGGCGACUUCUGAUGCUCUCCCUCUUCUUCCUAUCACCACAAGCAACGAAGGUGAGGAGGUCAUACCAAGUGCAAAAUAUGAAGAGAAGUGCACUUCAACUUCUGCAGCCUUUGUAUCUAGUAUAAGAAUGGAUGCCAAUGAACUUAUAGAAAAAGAGAAUGGAAUAUCUCAAGAUCAAAACCAGGGGCAAGAUAGGCCAGAGAACUCUCAUGAUGAUUCUGAGAUUUCCAGAAUUGAGCAGUUAAUGAAAGGGAAAUCAUUUUCUAGGGAAGAAAUAAUCCGUUUGACUGAACUUUUGAAAGAAAGAGCUACUGAUGAUCUAGAAAAGGACAAAUCAAGCAUGAUUUCAGGAAGAGAUAGUGAAGGAGUUCUUUUCUUGCAUGGUACACCAAGAAAAGCAACUGAAAGUACUGAAGAUGUGAACAGAGUUCUACGUGGACCUUUGACACCUUUGCCUCAGACAAAGGUGAAAGAUGAAAUUGGUGCGUCUCCCAUAGAUGUUGCAAAAGCGUAUAUGGGAAGCCGAAUGGCAGAUCAAAGCCCUAGCCAUCGCAGCUUCCUUACCAAGGGCCAACAAGAUCCAGAGAAUGCAUAUAAAAAUUUUGUUCCACCACCUUUACCUAAACCAUCACCUUGUUGGCCCGGCACCAUGGCCUCAGAGCGUAAUCAGAGCCUCAAUACACCACAGAAUCAGAGAAGCAGAUAUGGGCUCCAUGAUUUUCCUAGGACUCCAUAUUCUAGAACUUUAUUAUCUAAGUCUAGAACUAAUAGCAGGGGCCUUGAUUUUUCUGUACAGUCUUCUCAACAAUCUCCAAUGUCAGCGUGUACGCAGGAAAGGGCAAAGACUGCUGUGUUUGACCAAGGUUAUGGAUCGGUUGGACCUAUCCGUAGAAUACGCAACAAGCUUGGCACAGAACCUCAGCCCAAGAAAUCCAUUUUCCUGAAUCCCUCUAAAGCCGCAUCAGAAAUCGAAAAAUCACUUGUUCCUAAAACAUUCUUGCCCAGUCUCACAAAGAAUAAGGAAAUUGGCCACACCGAGGAGACUUCAAAGACUGUUCAAAAUGAGGCAAGUAGAAUAAUAUUAGAGCAUAUUAGCAGGCACAAGCCAACACCUAAAGAGAAGGCAUAUGAACUGAAUCUGGCUACUUCUCAUGCAAGACCAUCUGAGAAUGCAGAUCUGAAGAGGACUGAGUUGGGGUCCACAAAAUCUUUGAAGGGUGAAAAUAGUGAUAAAGGCACUGUUCAGAGGAGUUUUGGCGACAGUAGUUUAGAUGUAUCUAAUUCAAAUGCUGGCCCUUCGUCAUUCUCAACAGAUUCACAAUUGAAUAUUUUCUCCCCUCCUUCCAGCAUCCCAAAUUCUUAUAAGAAUCCAUUAACUGAUAUUGUGCCAAGAGAAACCCCACAAAACCGGUCUUCUUUCCACCAACAACAGAGCAAUGGGCAGAAUGCCUCCUCAACCUCCGCAUUAUCCGACCCAGCGGGGCCCAACCCUGAAAAAGAAACGGCCCCACAUAGCCAUACCUCUGGAACAAAACCAAACUUGACAGCCAUAGCCAUAAACAAGCCUGAUCUAAGAAACAACAUAUUCUCCAAUUCCACCACCCCACCCAUGGGGUUCACCUUCCCUGUUCCUGCCUCAUCCGGUGCGCUCUCCGAACCCCCCACCCCUUCAAUGCCAUCAUCAUCUGCUGCAAAGAUCGCGCCGUCUGAUGAUACAGUUCCUUCUUUCAGCUUUGGCAAUGGAAAAUCCUCACGGGCACUCGUCUUCUCUUUCCCAUCUACAAGCAGUCUUUCUGCCCCUGCUGAUGCAACCGAUGCUAUUAAGUUCAACUUUGGGGGAGGAGAUGGGAAGACAAGGUUGUGUUUCAAUGCUGCGGUUUGUUAGAAUUGCAGUCUUUAUUCACUUACCUGAUAUUGUAGUAGUCAUCCUUCUUUCUUUUUUGGUUUUGUAAGGAGAACUUCAUCUAUGGAGUAUAAUUUUUUAUGUAGGUUUAUUGCCAAUUUUUUUGGUCUGUUAGAUUAAAUAAUGCAGUGUUUUUUUUGUUUUGUUUUUUCAAACAUUAUUACUCCUAUAAUUACUUGAUUU